Molecule: messenger RNA, 3342 nt
Organism: Carica papaya (papaya)
Lineage: Eukaryota; Viridiplantae; Streptophyta; Magnoliopsida; Brassicales; Caricaceae
Product: nitrate reductase [NADH]-like
Biological process (GO): sulfur compound metabolic process; nitric oxide biosynthetic process; nitrate assimilation
Molecular function (GO): molybdenum ion binding; molybdopterin cofactor binding; nitrate reductase (NADPH) activity
Source: RefSeq, a predicted model, not a curated record
AGUUGCUCGAUCUUAAUACGUAAUCGCAGACAAGUGAGCCCUGUUUCGCGGUUCGUCACGUUUUCAACUUGUACCCUCCUCGAGCCCUAUAUAUUCUCAUCCAGGCCUUUACCUUCUCUUCGUCUCUCUCUGUGUGGAAAUACAGAGCACCUCACAAAGAAAGAAAGAUCCCAUUAAAGAUUGAGAAAGUAAAAAAAAAAAAUAAAUUUGAAGAGAGAAGACGACGGAAAGGGGAAGAGCUCGUCUCCCUUCUAUUUUCCAUUCAAGAAUAUAUUCUAAUCCCGUAUAGUUGGUUAGUCUCCAAUGGCGGCCUCUGUCGAUAAACGCCAGUUCACUCGCUUGGAGCCCGGCAUAAACGGAGUCGUUCGCUCCUACAAGCCUCCCGCUCCUACCCCCACCCACCGGACCGAUUCUCCGGUUCGCAUCCGCAACUACCACAACACUACCAACGGCUUCCCCUCCAAAACGCCCGCCUUCCAAGAAGAUGAUGACUCCUCUAGCGAGGACGAAAAUGAGCGUGGAGACAUCUACAAGGAUUUAAUACGCAAAUCAAACGCCGAAUUGGAGCCGUCGAUCUUGGACCCGCGAGACGAAGGAACGGCCGAUAACUGGAUCGAGCGGAACUCCUCGAUGGUCCGCCUCACAGGGAAACACCCAUUCAACUCGGAGGCUCCCCUGAACCGGCUCAUGCACCAUGGAUUUAUCACCCCGGUUCCGCUCCAUUACGUCCGAAAUCACGGCCCGGUCCCUCGGGCCUCGUGGGCUGAAUGGACCGUAGAGGUGACGGGCCUUGUGAAGCGCCCAACGCGCUUCACUAUGGAGCAGCUCGUAUCCGAUUUCCCUAGUCGCGAGUUCCCCGUGACGCUGGUCUGCGCCGGCAACCGACGCAAGGAGCAGAACAUGGUGAAGCAAAGCAUUGGGUUCAACUGGGGAGCCGCCGGGGUUUCUACUUCGGUGUGGCGCGGUGUUGCUUUAUGCGAUGUUCUAAAGCAUUGCGGGAUAAUCAGCCGCAAGGGUAGAGCAAUGAAUGUGUGCUUCGAAGGUGCUGAGGAUCUGCCGGGUGGCGGUGGGUCCAAGUAUGGUACCAGCAUCAAGAGAGAGUACGCUAUGGAUUCUUCAAGGGACAUCAUCUUGGCUUACAUGCAAAACGGCGAGCGUUUAAGCCCUGACCAUGGAUUUCCUGUGAGGGUAAUUAUUCCCGGAUUUAUUGGUGGGCGCAUGGUAAAAUGGUUAAAACGGAUAAUAGUUGCCACUCAGGAAUCUGAAAAUUAUUACCAUUACAAAGACAACCGGGUACUUCCCUCCCAUGUUGAUGCGGAGCUCGCAAACGCCGAAGCUUGGUGGUAUAAGCCGGAGUACAUAAUCAACGAACUGAACAUAAACUCGGUGAUAACGACGCCGUGCCAUGAGGAGAUCUUACCGAUAAACUCGUGGACAACUCAGAGACCAUACACAUUGAGGGGAUAUGCGUACUCUGGGGGCGGCAAGAAGGUGACACGUGUGGAGGUUACAAUGGACGGUGGGGAAACGUGGCAAGUGUGCGCGUUGGACCACCCAGAGAAGCCUAACAAGUAUGGCAAGUACUGGUGCUGGUGUUUCUGGUCCUUGGAAGUGGAGGUGCUGGACCUGCUUGGAGCCAAGGAGAUAGCUGUUCGAGCCUGGGACCAGACCCUCAACACCCAGCCGGAGAAGCUCAUUUGGAACGUUAUGGGAAUGAUGAACAACUGCUGGUUCCGGGUCAAAACAAACGUGUGCAAACCCCACAAAGGAGAAAUUGGUAUCGUUUUUGAGCACCCGACCCAACCGGGUAACCAGUCCGGAGGCUGGAUGGCGAAGGAGCGCCACCUCGAGAAGUCAUCGGACACCACACAGACCUUAAAGAAGAGUGUCUCUUCUCCAUUCAUGAAUACGGCCUCCAAAACUUUCUCCAUGUCAGAAGUCAGUAAGCACAAUUCCGCCGACUCGGCGUGGAUCAUCGUCCACGGCCACAUCUACGACUGUACUCGCUUCCUCAAGGAUCAUCCCGGCGGCUCUGACAGUAUCCUCAUCAAUGCUGGCACAGACUGCACCGAGGAAUUCGAAGCCAUCCACUCAGAUAAGGCCAAGAAAAUGCUCGAGGACUAUCGAAUCGGCGAGCUCAUCAACUCCGGCUACGUCUCGGACUCCUCAGCCUCCUCCCCCAACAACUCCGUGCAUGGCGCCUCCAACACUACCCACUUGGCUCCUAUCAAGGAAGUCGCGGCGCCCGUAAGAAGUGUAGCCCUCAUUCCACGUGAGAAAAUCCCAUGCAAGCUCGUUGAGAAAACUUUGAUAUCCCACGACGUACGCCGCUUCCGAUUCGCUCUGCCGUCGGAGGAUCAAGUGUUAGGCUUGCCAGUUGGGAAACACAUUUUCUUGUGCGCCAACAUUGAUGGCAAGCUGUGCAUGAGAGCGUACACGCCAACCAGCGGCAUUGAUGAAGUGGGCUACUUCGAUCUAGUUGUGAAGAUUUACUUCAAGGGCAUGCACCCCAAGUUUCCUAACGGUGGUCUACUGUCACAGUACCUAGACUCGCUGCCAAUAGGGUCUUUCCUUGACGUGAAGGGUCCCCUGGGUCACAUCGAAUAUAUGGGCCGCGGCAACUUCAUGGUUCACGGCAAGCCAAAGUUCGCGAAGAAACUGGCAAUGCUCGCCGGCGGCACCGGAAUCACGCCGAUCUACCAAGUGAUGCAGGCCAUCCUGAAGGACCCAGAAGACGAAACGGAGAUGUACGUAGUGUACGCGAACCGGACGGAAGAUGACAUCUUGCUGAGGGAAGAGCUGGACGCUUGGGCUAGCAAACACGAGAGAGUGAAGGUGUGGUACGUGGUGGAGAAGGCGAUUAAAGAAGGGUGGAAAUACAGUACGGGGUUCAUCACGGAGAGUAUCAUGAGGGAGCAUGUACCGAUGGGAUCAGACGAAGCGCUAGCAUUGACAUGUGGACCACCACCCAUGAUUCAGUUCGCUGUGCAGCCGAAUUUGGAGAAGAUGAAUUAUGAUAUAAAGGACUCGUUGUUGGUGUUCUGAAGGAGGAGAUGUUGAAUCAGUCGACAUUAAGGUGACCCAUGCACCCUUGUAUAUGUAUAUAAUUAGUACAUUAAUCUCAUCUUCUUGUUGUAUUUUAUUUUCUCUUUAGUUUUGUCAAAGCAAUUACGUCCGUCCCUUUUGUAAUGCACUUAAUUUACUUUUCUUGAAAGAUAAAGGAAAAGGAAAUUGUUGUUUAAUAAUUUGAAGCUUGUAUAUAUGAAUCUCUUUUGAGGAUGGUCAUCGUCCAAUCUGAUGAUUUAGAGAAAUAUUGUAUCAUUGUUAUUCAUCAUGUUCAAA